Molecule: messenger RNA, 741 nt
Organism: Pipistrellus nathusii (Nathusius's pipistrelle)
Lineage: Eukaryota; Metazoa; Chordata; Mammalia; Chiroptera; Vespertilionidae
Source: the annotation of a GenBank genome assembly
AUGGCGGGGUGCGGCAGGCUGGCGUGUGUGUCCCUGCCACGCCACGGGCUCCACACGGCGGCCAGGCUCUGCAAGGCCCGCACGGGCGCCGAGCACCAGUGGCUGACGCGCCACCUGAAGGACCCGUUCGUGAAGGCGGCGAGGGUGGAGAGCUACCGGUGCCGCAGCGCCUUCAAGCUUCUGGAGAUGGACGCGAGGCACCGGAUCCUGCAGCCUGGCCUCCGGGUGUUAGACUGCGGGGCGGCCCCCGGCGCCUGGAGCCAGGUGGCGGUGCAGAGGGUCAACGCCGCGGGCGCAGAUCCCAGCAGUCCCGUGGGCUUUGUGCUCGGGGUCGAUCUUCUUCACAUCGCACCCCUGGGAGGGGCGACCUUCUUGUGCCCCGCGGACGUGACUGACCCCGAGACCUGGCAGAGAGUCCGAGAACUGCUUCCUGGCGGGAGAGCUGACGUGAUUCUGAGUGACAUGGCCCCCAACGCCACCGGGAUCCGGGGCCUGGACCACGACCGGCUCAUUGGCCUGUGCCUGUCGCUCCUGGACGUGGCUCCCCACGUGCUGUGUCCCGGGGGGACGUUCCUCUGUAAGACCUGGGCUGGAAGUCUAAGCCACCGGUUACAGAAGCGACUGACCGAGGAAUUCCAGGGCAUGAGGACCCUGAAGCCAGAAGCCAGCAGGAAGGAGUCCUCGGAGGUGUACCUCCUGGCCACACAGUACCGCCGCGCCGCGGGGCCUGGGCGGGCCUGA